AGGGGAGGUAAUUCACGUAAAGUAAAGGGGCAACUUCCGGAAUAAACAAAAACAAAACAAGGAAAUCAUAAGGAUCACAGGAAUGUGAAUAGAAAUGAUUUUCUUUACAUGAAUAAACCAAUAAACGAAAUUUAAAAUGCAUUUUGACAAUACCGCUGUUUGUAUUAAAAUUGUUCUGUUUUGUUUGAUUACUUUCUGCAACUGUCAAAACUUGAAAUGCGACGGGAAUUCCUCAGAUCCAGAUGUUCGACAGUGUGCAGAUCUCUUAAUGGGACAAUAUCGCUGUGAUGAACCCGAGAUCGAUUCUGUUACUCAACAAGCAAGAGGAUGCAAGGCGAAAACCCGCACAGUAACUGUAUCUUGUAAACCCGCCCCAGGAAUUAUAUGUUAUCCAGACAAAAGUUUAAGAGUAGUAUCAGUAAAGCCAUGUGAAUUUGAUGGUGAACAAAUCGGUUUUUACCAAGAAAAGCCCUGCAAAUGGACUAAUGGGUAUAACUUUGAAACAGCACUUUUGUUGUCAGUAUUUCUCGGAAUGUUUGGAAUAGACAGAUUUUAUCUUGGUUACCCAGCAAUUGGACUAUUAAAAUUUUCUACCUUAGGAUUUUUCUUCCUUGGACAACUGAUAGAUGUUUUAUUGAUAGCCACACAAACAGUUAUGCCAUCAGAUGGGUCAGACUACAUCAUUGAUUAUUAUGGAGCAGGACUUAUAAAGUUGACAAUGAAUAAUGAAACAAUAAUUAAACUUGAUGACUUGUGAUUCUUGAAUUGUAAGUGUGAAUUGGAGAAUCAAUACAAAGAAGGUCUAGCAGGUUCAAGAGAAUGUCAAUGCAGGGCUCACACUAGUCUCAAUAUUUCGACGGCAAGACAGACCGAUUUUAUAAUCUGAUAUUUCAUAGAUGUCUGUUGCGACCAUCGUCUAUAAUAUAAAAAAAGCCCUAAAGCGCACAAUUUGUUGGCCCACAAUGUUCACAAUUUUGGUUGUUGGGCAAAUAGUUGUUUGGAAGUUAAUACUUUUUAAGUAUUUUAUCAUUGUUUUCCACUGGCGAUUUAGUCAAGCAGCUUAAACCAAAAAAAAAUCAAAAUUUGCAAUUUACGGUAAAUUUUGGGUUGGUCAAUAUCCAGUUUAUCAAUUUUAAGACGAUUUUUUGUGGCUAAUUGACGGAUAUUUGAUGGCUAUUAUAUUGCUGGACAAUAUCUUUAAAGUACUUAUACAAUUUUACAUCUUGCAUGUAUUUUUAUCACCUCUGGCAAUAUGGUAGGCAGCAUGUGACCGAUAAAAAGUUGACACUCAAUUAAAUCCACCCCGCUGGUGUUAUUUGGGUCUACUGCAUUCUUUAUCGAUUUUUACACCUUAUAUAAACACUGUUGGAAGUAAAAAAUAAUCGCCAGAUUUUGUAGCCAAAAUGCAAAAAUAAUCGCCAAUCUUAUAAAAUAAUCGCAAAUGGCGACUAUGGCGACCGACAGCGUGAGCCCUACAAUGGUUGAAAUUGAUCAUAUUAUAUAUUCAUCUGAUCAACAUUUUAAGUGUUAAGAAGUGUCUAGACUACCUGUUCCACUUACCUGUUCAGUCAAUGCCAGCAAGAUGUAUAUAUAUAUGCAAGCCUACAACACAUAUAUAUGAUAUGGAUAAACAGCAUUAUUUGGAAUGAAAGGCAACUCCUGCUUCUUGACAAAUAGUGUACUAAAUAUUGCAGAAUUUUUACAAACCAUUUUUAGCUGUUGAUGACCAGAUAUUUUAAUGAUUUACAAAUUAUUUUAAACAUUGAUAAUUAAAGUCAUCAUCUAUGGACUAUACAUUGUAUAUAUAUAAUCAAAUAAGGAUUUUUUGGAAGUUGUGGCUUAGCUGAAUGGUUAGACUGACUAAAGUAAUAAUGUAAA
Molecule: messenger RNA, 1878 nt
Organism: Ruditapes philippinarum (Manila clam)
Lineage: Eukaryota; Metazoa; Mollusca; Bivalvia; Venerida; Veneridae
Product: TM2 domain-containing protein 1-like
Exons: 1
Coding region: 137-757 (206 amino acids)
Source: RefSeq, a predicted model, not a curated record